Messenger RNA from Diorhabda carinulata, 1117 nucleotides. RefSeq names its product trigger factor-like. Bases 461 to 1024 code for a protein of 187 amino acids. The record is from RefSeq and is a predicted model, not a curated record. The transcript is spliced from 5 exons. Lineage: Eukaryota; Metazoa; Arthropoda; Insecta; Coleoptera; Chrysomelidae.
AAGGAGCUUAAUUUGACAGUUGACAAGUGUUUCUCGUUUCUCAAAUUUUUGGUGUAAAUUAUAAUAGAAAUUUUGAAAUUCUCAUUACUUCUUAAAAAAAGCACAUGUUUUCUUUAUAUAAUUCAUAUAAAUUAUGGGCAUAGAGGGUUCUGAGGUUAAAAAGUUAUACAUUCGUCUACCUAUAAAAAUUGCAGACGAAGUUGUAAUUAAGGAUUUGCAUCCAAAUAUUCUUAGAGUACACCUCCCGAGGCAGAAAAGUCGCCGUUGGUGUAUUGUUGAUUUUGAAAAUCAAGAUAAGUUGAAGGAAGCGGCAAUUAGUUUGAAAAAACAUAAAAUAAACAACAAAUCUAUCAAAAUCAAGCCUUAUAAACGGGGUAACAAACAAAAAAAAGUAGAUAAGCUUUCAGAGCAACAAACAACUCAGUCCUUAGAGAAUCUUCUAAAAAAGAAAUAAGGCAAUAUGCCUCCUCAAUUUUUAGGUAAUCCACUAGAGUUUUGGGAUAGUGAUUUAGAACCAAAUGGCGAAGAAGAAUGGGUUACUUUACCAACUGAUACAGUCGUGAUGGAAAUUGUUCCUCGUAAUAUAGCAAUAGACAUCGUACAGAGCGAUGACGAUACAGUUUGGUUGGACGAAGACGAUGAUUUCACCGAUUACAAUUCUAAUCCUCAUGAUAGUCCUGAUGAGGAUUAUAAUCCUGAUGACGAUUAUAAUGAUGUUUAUGAUUUUAAUGAUGACUAUGAUUAUAAUUCCAACCACGAUUCUGAAGCCGAUGAUGAGAUCUUUGAAGAAACGCAAGAUAUAAAUGUUCUCCAUGAACUUUAUGAUGAAUCCCAGAUGCCUGACAUUUGCGAUUUGUAUACUAACUAUGGCGUUGAUGAGAAUGAUUAUCAAAGUUUCGAUAUUGACGACUAUGUUACUUACGAGGAUAUGCCUAGCCCAAACCCUUCAAUUCUUAGUGACAGUAUCAAAUCAGCAGCAGAGACAAAUUUCAUCGAUGUCACAGAAGAUACUGAUACUGACUGAUUGUUAAAGUUUCUAAUAUAUUACUCUAUAUAUGUUAUCUUUAGUUCCGUUUUCCAUGUUACCUUUAAUUUUCCAAUAAAAUAAUAUUUCAUA